AUGGACCGAGACGCGCCUGCGGGCCCGGCAGAGCCGGUCCGGCCCCAGGCUCCGGAGGGCAGCGCUGAACCCGCACAGGGCGGGGGCGACCGGGUGCUCGUCCUCUCCCCGGGGGUGACAUUGACCCUCGGCCGGGAUGCUCUGCUCAUGUCUGGUAUGGCGUCUGUGACAGAUGAGCCGAUUGCCAUUUAUGAGUUCUCGCUUCGCCGGCUGUUGCUGAUACCGCACGCAGGGGCCAGUGGCACACCCGGCAGCAUACCGUAUUACAACAUCCUUUGGGCAGAAGUCACUGGCGACCACAGGUGGCUCCUGAUUGACUAUGCAGGCCAGACGGGCCCGCAUUCUCUCGAAGUUCGCAGUGCCAAGUUUGCCAUCCCGGAGCUUGUUGCUGAGCAGACGCCCGCCGGCGUGGGCGACCAAGUGGCACCGUGGGUUGGCCGGCUUCUGGACCGCGCCUACGAAGGCUCAGCUCGCCGUAAGCGCGCCUGGGUGUUGGUAAACCCCCAUGCUGGCCCCGGUGGUGCUGAGAAGAUCUGGGAAAAAGAGGUGAAGCCCAUCUUGGAAGCGGCCCGUAUGCCCAUCACCGCCGUGCGCACCGCCUACUCCGGUGAGGCCGUGACCCUAGCCCGCGACUUGAACAUUGAGGAUUAUGACAUUGCUAUUCCCUGUUCGGGGGACGGCCUGCCACAUGAAGUGUUCAACGGCCUCGCAAAGCGCCCGGAUGCCCGCCGCGCGCUGUCCAAGAUCGCCGUUUGCCAUAUCCCCUGCGGUUCCGGCAACGCCAUGAGCUGCAAUCUGUACGGUACCUACCGGCCAGCCCUGGCGGCCCUGGCUAUUGUCAAGGGCGUACCGACGCCGCUGGACUUGGUCAGUGUCACUCACGGGGGCCAGCGCACCAUUAGCUUCCUCAGCCAAGCCGUGGGGUUGAUUGCAGAAGUUGAUCUAGGGACUGAGAAUAUGCGGUGGAUGGGUGCGACCCGCUUUACGGUCGGCUUUCUCAUGUUAGCUCUACAGAAAAAGACGUACCCGUGCGAUAUUGCCGUCAAGGUCGAGAUCGGUCAUAAGGAUGACGUCAAGAAACACUACCGGCAACAGGUUGCACUGAGGGAGGCUAAGGCCUCUAAGAAGGCUGACAAGCAAUCCGAGAUCUCGCCUCCUGCCCCUAGCGCUGCCGUCGACGAUGGUGAUAUGGGACUUCCGCCUUUAAGAUACGGCACUUCUGUGGACAAACUACCCGAAGGGUGGGAGCUCAUCCCUCAUGAAAAGCUCGGUAGUUUCUAUUGUGGUAAUCUCUAUCUAACGAAGACCUAG
This is a messenger RNA of Chaetomium globosum CBS 148.51, 1311 nucleotides long. RefSeq lists its product as uncharacterized. The coding region runs from base 1 to 1311 and encodes 436 amino acids. Gene Ontology annotation, biological process: sphingosine biosynthetic process. Lineage: Eukaryota; Fungi; Ascomycota; Sordariomycetes; Sordariales; Chaetomiaceae. The record is from RefSeq and is a predicted model, not a curated record. Gene Ontology annotation, cellular component: intracellular membrane-bounded organelle; cytoplasm; membrane. The transcript has 3 exons.